Messenger RNA from Oncorhynchus mykiss (rainbow trout), 5869 nucleotides. RefSeq names its product netrin 1a (gene ntn1a). Gene Ontology annotation, biological process: tissue development; dendrite development; motor neuron axon guidance. Gene Ontology annotation, cellular component: basement membrane. Lineage: Eukaryota; Metazoa; Chordata; Actinopteri; Salmoniformes; Salmonidae. The record is from RefSeq and is a predicted model, not a curated record. Gene Ontology annotation, molecular function: protein binding.
ACUUUCUCUACGGUCAGUGCGGCAGACAGAGAUAGAGGGAUAGAGGAAGGGAGUGAGUGAAUGAGAAAGACGGGCACACAGGGAGUGAAACAGACAGAGCGAGAGUAGCGGCUCUUACAUCUAGACGCGUGUAGAUAUUUUACUCCCGGAGAUUCAAAAUAAAACAAACAAGAACACAACAGAUCGCGCUUGUGACAGGACAGGCACCCGACCGAAAUAUUUGAAUGACUUUUCUGCCUAGCUGAAUUAUUAUUCCGAGGAAUAGUGUCAUAUGAGGAGAUUUCUUAACCUCGGAACGGCUGGCGUUUUUCAGCGCACGAGACACUGAAGAACAAGGACUACAAUGCUAAGGAUUUUGGAUACCGUGGUCACUGUCGUGACCAUUUCCUUUGUGGUAGAGGGGGUGCUCGGUGGCUAUGGGGCGAGCAUGUUCGCCGCGCAAACAUCCCCCCCGGACCCUUGCUACGACGAGAACGGUAACCCGAGGAGAUGCAUCCCCGAUUUUGUGAACUCUGCUUUCGGAAAGGAAGUCCGCACUUCCAGCACCUGUGGUAAAACCCCGGGUAGGUACUGUUUGGUAACAGAGAAGGGCGAUGAGAGAAAUAGGAACUGCCAUACUUGCGAUGCCUCGGACCCCAAAAAGUAUCACCCACCGACAUAUCUAACGGAUCUCAACAACCCCCAUAAUCUCACAUGUUGGCAAUCGGAAAAUUACAUCCAAUACCCCCAAAACGUCACCAUAACACUGUCACUGGGCAAGAAAUUCGAAGUCACCUACGUAAGCCUGCAGUUCUGCUCACCUCGACCCGAAUCUAUGGCUAUCUUCAAGUCUAUGGACUACGGCAAAUCUUGGGUACCUUUCCAAUACUAUUCGGCCCAGUGCAGGAAAAUGUACACCAAACCGAGCAAGGCCACCAUUACCAAACAGAACGAACAAGAGGCGAUAUGCACGGACUCCCACACGGACAUGCACCCUCUAUCCGGCGGUCUCAUUGCCUUCAGCACUCUGGACGGCAGACCGUCGGCGCACGACUUCGACAACUCGCCGGUGCUCCAGGACUGGGUCACCGCCACGGAUAUCAAGGUGACGUUCAGCCGAUUGCACACUUUCGGUGAUGAGAACGAGGAUGACUCGGAGCUAGCCCGGGACUCUUAUUUCUAUGCGGUGUCCGAUCUGCAAGUUGGCGGUCGAUGCAAAUGCAAUGGCCACGCUUCGCGGUGCGUAAAAGACAGGGAUGGAAACCUUGUUUGUGAGUGCAAACAUAAUACCGCGGGACCGGAGUGCGACAGGUGCAAGCCUUUCCAUUAUGAUCGGCCGUGGCAACGCGCAACAGCUAGAGAAGCCAACGAAUGUGUCGCCUGUAACUGUAACCUGCAUGCCAGGCGAUGCCGUUUCAACAUGGAGCUGUACAAGUUGUCUGGGAGGAAGAGCGGAGGAGUCUGUCUCAACUGUCGCCACAACACGGCCGGACGCCACUGUCACUACUGCAAGGAGGGUUACUACAGAGACCUGUCCAAAACCAUCUCUCACAGGAAAGCCUGCAAAGCAUGUGAUUGCCAUCCCGUGGGUGCUGCUGGCAAAACCUGUAACCAAACCACAGGUCAAUGUCCCUGUAAAGACGGCGUGACUGGUAUCACGUGCAACCGCUGCGCUAAAGGCUACCAGCAGAGCCGCUCGCCCAUUGCCCCCUGCAUAAAGAUUCCCGUUGUUCCCCCGACAACCACAGCCAGCAGUACAGAGAAGCCAGCAGACUGCGACUCCUAUUGCAAGGCGUCGAAAGGCAAACUGAAGAUCAACAUGAAGAAAUACUGCAAGAAAGAUUACGCUGUCCAGGUGCACAUUCUGAAGGCGGACAAGGCGGGCGAGUGGUGGAAGUUCACCGUCAACAUCAUCUCUGUCUACAAGCAGGGCGAGAGCCGCAUCCGCCGUGGCGACCAGUUCCUGUGGGUCAGGGCCAAGGAUGUGGCGUGCAAGUGUCCAAAGAUCAAGACCGGGAAGAAGUACCUGCUCCUGGGUAACAAUGAGGAUUCUCCAGGGCAGUCUGGAGUGGUGGCCGAUAAGGGCUCCCUGGUCAUCCAGUGGAGAGACACAUGGGCCCGUCGGCUGAGGAAGUUCCAGCAACGUGAGAAGAAAGGCAAGUGCAAGAAGGCAUAGGCGGAAAGGACGGCCGACGCCUGGAGCGAGGGAAUGGAACGCGGGACAGGAGAACGGACGAGUGGGUGUUGAAAAAGGACGAGAGGAGAGCGAGGGAGACUGAGGAAGGAGAGAAAGGGACUGUGCGUUGUCGCUACUUUUUCGAGUAGAAGCAUGAAGAGAAUAUUAUUGAGCAGAUUUUUUUUCUAGUGGACUUUUGUGAAGGAGCUCACGCUGCAGGUGUCAUUGCUUCGUUGUUUUUUCCUUUGAGAUUUGUCUCUGUGGAUUUGCCAAGUUUGCACCUAUUACCAGUAUAUAUAAAGUUAUUUGUGUUUUCAUUUUUUUUCGUAUUAAUAUUUCAUAGCCCUAUUUUAUGAGUAUUAUGUGCUGGUGCGAAGACACCACCAAUCAAGCCACUGCAUUAUCACAAGCUCUGUUUUCUGUCGUUUUUAGGGUUAGCUAAUAAUAUCACUGACAAACCAGCCUGCAUCGUCAAACGUCCUCACUUCAACUUUUUUGUUGUUGAAAUUGUUUAUCCUAUUGGCAGUGCAGCAAAAAGUGCCAUAAAAUAACAUUGGUUCUUCGGCGCCUUGGAAAUGCACGUUUCAUGUAUUAUCAAAUAGGUUGCCUUUCGCUUCACCCGGUCGUAUGUAACCUAAAACGCACAGUGACUAGCUACGUUUUUUAUUAUAUCACGGGUGUGACAUAUUGGACAUUUGAUUGAAUGUUGGCCCCUAGAUGAAGACAGUGAAAUGGCAAGAAAGAAAAUUCAUGUCCAUUCUUAAAGGUGUACAAUAUAUUUGACUCCAGCAUUGUUAACUACGCUUAAUUAAGGAUAUUAUUUUAAAUCUACACAUUUUUCUUUGUCCGGUUUCAGUAUUCAGAAAUGAAUGCAUGUUCACUGUGAAUUGUGGUGAAGAACACACUCUUGUACAGUUUCAAACUGCAUGUCAACCUGUCUCCAGAAAGGAUGGUUCUUAUGUCAAAUACAUGGCGUCCAUAUUAGGACAGCGUCAGAUGAGUUGAUGUCCUAAUAUGGACACUGUAUCCUUACUCUCUUUUUGACUGGUGCUGCUGCCUAAUUUCAUGGUUAGUGUUUUUAAUAAUAAUUUUGCAGGAUUCCCAAGAAGACAAAAUGUCUGGGAUUUCAAAGACUCCUGCUAUUAGAACAAUAACAACCAGAUUUCAAUUUAGGAUCACUUGCUUUAAUAUUUUAUUAACGUUUGGUUCAAUUAUACUGAACAAACAUAAGUGCAACAUGCAAAAAUGAACGAUUUUACUGAGUUACAAUUCAAUAUAAGGAAAUGAGUCAAUUGAAAUAAAUGAUUUAGACCCUAAUCUAUGGAUUUCACAUGACUGGGCAGUGGCCCACCAACUGGGGAGCCAGGCCGUGCCAAUCAGAAUGACUUUUCCCUCACAAAAGUGCUUUAUUACAGACAGACUCCUCAGUUUCAUCAGCUGUACGUACGGGUGGCUGAUCUCAGACGAUCCCGCAUGUGAAAAAGCUGGAUGUGGCAGAGAGAUAUGGUAGAGAAAUGAACAUUAAAUUCUCUGGCAACAGCUCUGGUGGACAUUCCUGCAGUCAGCAUGCCAAUUGCAUGCUCCCUCAAAACUUGAGACAUCUGUGGCAUUGUGUUGUGUGACAAAACUGCACAUUUUAGAGUGGCCUUUUAUUGUUGCCAGCACGAGGUGCACCUGUGUAAUGAUCAUGCUGUUUAAUCAGCUUCUUGAUAUGCCACACCGGUCAGGUGGAUGGAUUAUCUUGGCAAAGAAGAAAUGCUCACUAACAAGGAGGUAAACGAAUGUGUGCACAAAACUGGAGAGAAAUAAGCUUUUUGUGCGUAUAGAACAUUUCUGGAAUCUUUUAUUUCAGCUCAUAAAACACUUUACAUGUUGCGUUUAUAUUUGUGUUCAGUAUAUAUUUAAUGAUCAAGUGAUUUAGGAGCCAGUCCUUCUAAGAGACAGAAAGCAGUGUGGUUCUUCCCCAUGUUGCCCAGAUUUAGAAUAUAGAUGUUUUUUAAUUUUGAAGGUGUACAUUUCUGAAAUAUGAAUUGACAUUACUAUUAUUAUACAGUACACAUGCUUUAUACAAAAGGAAGCAUUUGCAAUGAUGUGAAUAAAAAAAAAACCUUAUCAUACCUAAGGUUUCAAAUAGACUAGCUACAACACAAAUCUGAUUGUUUUCAGAGAACGUUAACCAGGCAGUGAGAUAUUGGUACAUAUUGAAUUGAAAGUGUUACAUAUUUAUAUGACCUCUCCCUAGGAACAAUAUUUCCUAAUACUGUAGGCUAUUCACCAAUUGGCACAGAAUCUUUCUGUGUAGUAUUAAAUAUCACCCUAUUUUGGAUGCAAUUAUUAUUAUUUUUAAUCACAAUGUGUAAAGCAUUUGUAAUUGAAACAAGCCUCUUCCCCAAGGUACUAAACAAAGGCCUUGGCAGCCAACAAUUAAACAUCUGAAUAGGUAGUAUUUUUAUGUGAAAACUCUCAAUAAUAUAACUAUUAUUAACUUCCAAUUUAUUGAUUGUAGAUUUUAGCAAAGAGAAUGGACAGAGUGCACCCCUAAGAACAGCAUGUAUUUUCUUGGUUGUAUUGAGGCAACAGAAAUGGAAGAGUGCAGUUUACCUCCUUGACUGACAGUGAACUGUUCCAAACAUUAUUACACAAGCAUUAUUAGUCAGCUCUCUAAACUCUUGCUUCACCCCCCACCACUUAACUGUCCAUAGACCUCACCCUUGUGCAUAAGAUAUACAUGUUACAUGCUGACUGUCACUCUAGAGUUCUUGAAAAUUCUGUCUUGAGUGUGGUACGGCAUCCAUAUUAGCAAGUUGUCCGAUUUCAGGCAAAACUGUCAGUGGUCUUCCUAACAUGGAAUUCCUAAUAUGGAUGCCGUAGCGGCAGCUAUUCAACAGCUGCAGACAUUAUUCAAUGUCUCUUACAAGGCUGUCAAAUGAAUUAAGUUCAGGGCGAAACGAGGACUAAGAGGAAAAAUCAUGUAAUUCAAUCACCCCAAAUGAAUUAAAACCACAUAUUUCUCUUAUUUCAAACCAAUUAGAUGUACAUUGAGGGUCUGAUUGCCAGCAUCUGUGUUCCGUACCGUUUUUCUCUGUGUACAUAUCAGUCAUACAUACACAUGCUUUGUGCUGGUGUAUUGAAAUAUACAGAUGACAUAUUACACGUAUUUAUACAUACAUUUUUCAUGUUACUUCCUUUUAUCGUUAUAUCCAUACUCGUGACAUUAAAUGUAAAUGUAUUUCUGUUUGGCACAUAAUAUAUAAUCAAACCUCAAUCGUUCCCCCCCCCCCCCCCCCCCCAUUUAUGUCUCUGUAUCCCCAUGAUGUAAAUACAUUUUAGAUCAGUUUUCCAGGCAAUGGAUUGACAAUGACCUCCUCUUUGAUGAAAUAUGACUUCCGCAGACCUGUCAAAACGUUGCUUUUGUUCAUACUUUUUAAAUUGUAAAUGUUGUUUAGCUGUGUUGGCCAUUGCGAAACCUUUUUUUUGCGAUGUUUGUUUUACGAUGUGUACUAAUAUAUGGUUAUUAUAUAUGGAUAUAUUUAAUGACACGAGACAUUGUGGGUUUUAUUCUGUCUUUUUUCCUUUUAAUUUUAUGUUGAUGUUUUACUUGUUUGUUGUUGUUGUUUAGAUGGUUGUGAUUUUAAGAAGGAAACAAUAACUACUGAACACCAAGCUGGUAGAACUAAAUCCAGAAUUCAGUCAAAAUAAACUCUGUUAAGUCGC